AUGGUACUCGAUGCUUACGCAUUGACAUUAUCUAACUCACCAUUAUCAACGUCAUCAUUAUCGUUAUCAUUAUCAUUACCAUCAUCAGAAAUGCCCAUAGCAGCAGAAAAUCUCGAUCGUUUCUUGAAUAUGCAAAGCAUAGUAGAUUUAAGCAGGGAAUCAUCAACAACUUCACCUAAAGCUCAAACAUUCAAUUCACCGAAUGGAGGGGACUGCGAUGACGUGACAGUACCGCCUGCAGUUGCGGGUUUAGCUCUUUGUAACGGUUGUGGAUACGAGAUCAAGGAGAAGUAUAUGGUACAGGUUGAUGACAACUGCUGGCAUGAGAAUUGUUUGAUCUGCUGUAGCUGCCGGAUUCCGCUCAGCGGUUCAACAUGUUAUUCACGUAGCGGGCAAUUCUACUGUAAAGAGGACUACAUAGUGUAA
Messenger RNA from Loa loa (African eye worm), 426 nucleotides. Its product is annotated as LIM domain-containing protein. The transcript has 4 exons. The record is from RefSeq and is a predicted model, not a curated record. Gene Ontology annotation, cellular component: nucleus. Bases 1 to 426 code for a protein of 141 amino acids. Gene Ontology annotation, molecular function: RNA polymerase II transcription regulatory region sequence-specific DNA binding; DNA-binding transcription factor activity, RNA polymerase II-specific. NCBI's taxonomy places the organism in Eukaryota, Metazoa, Nematoda, Chromadorea, Rhabditida, Onchocercidae. Gene Ontology annotation, biological process: regulation of transcription by RNA polymerase II; neuron differentiation.